Molecule: messenger RNA, 1100 nt
Organism: Penaeus vannamei (Pacific white shrimp)
Lineage: Eukaryota; Metazoa; Arthropoda; Malacostraca; Decapoda; Penaeidae
Source: RefSeq, a predicted model, not a curated record
CCUUCCUUCGGCGACCAUAAGCGUGCGGCUCCUCUCGCGUCUCGCAGGCUCACGAUGAAUUCCUUCAUGCUGUUCGCGGGUGUGGCGCUGGCCCUGCUGGCCACCCAGACCUCCUCGCUGUUCCUGUUCCCGGUGGCCACCACGGGCACCACCGCUGCCGCCACCACCUCCGUCACCGUGGGCACGGGGUCGCUCGCGGCCGGCGCGGCGGUUGCGGCUGCAGGCGUGACCGGCCUGGCGCUUGCGGCUCUUCUGGCGUCGCGAGGUCGAGACGAAGAACCCUCCUACCACGCCCCCGCCCCGGCCCCCGCCCCCGCAUACCAUCGUCGCAGGAGGGAUGCCGAUGAGGAGAAGGUGGCCGAGAUGUUCGCCAUGGUCGCCAAGAUGGACACUCACGGCUGCGGCAUGAGGCUCGUGUGCCAGCUCUACCAGAAAUCCCCCCAGAGCCUCACCCUCAGGGAGAAGGCCAUCAGGCUGCUCAUCGGCGAGAAGCCAGAGCCCGUGGCCCCCAAGGAGUCGAGGCAGCCGCGCGCCCUCUACCAGUCCGCCGCCGUCUUCGGAGUCAGGAAGGAAAACUGCCUCGAAAUCUAUCACAUGUGUCCUCUCACCAACGAAGAAGUCAUGCAGUACCUCAAUACUCUCGACCUUGAACUCAAGUGAAUGAUGCUUGUCUGACAUUUUCAUGUCAUAUCCUUUUUCGUUUCUUCAUUAUCCUCAUUAUCAUCAUCGUUAUUACUGUUCUAACUUAUGCAAGUUUUUUACUCAAGCUUUGGCACAUUUUUGUCUUACUGGGCUUCCAUAGAAAGGCUUUUAAUUUAUCAAUUGAAUGUUUUAUCGGUUUUUAGUCUUUGAAUCUACCUCGGUUAGUAAAACUUCACUACUUGAAUGGAAUUAAGACUAAAGUUUUAUAUUUGUUAUGGCAAACGAAUUCGCAAAAGAAACGGCCCUCCUGUAAUGCUCCUGUCAAUGGGAGCGAAGUUUGUGCUUGCUAUAAUGGUUGUUUACAUUCAAGCUUGUUAUUUUGAUUAUGAUGUUCGUGUUGGCAAACGAAUAUAAUUUUCUACGAUUUCUAUGUUCUAAGUAAAGCUAUGAAAAUCGUU